Molecule: messenger RNA, 1149 nt
Organism: Mucor velutinosus
Lineage: Eukaryota; Fungi; Mucoromycota; Mucoromycetes; Mucorales; Mucoraceae
Exons: 5
Coding region: 1-1149 (382 amino acids)
Cellular component (GO): periplasmic space
Molecular function (GO): lyase activity
Source: RefSeq, a predicted model, not a curated record
AUGGGACCAAGGAAACCAGAAGUCGAAUACAUCUCAUUACGAAAACUGCAGCUUCAGAAACAAACCGGACCCACAGAGAGAACAGCAGAAGCUUACAAAUGCUUGGAGAGACUCGCCAACAGCGCUUUGAACAAUGGACCCUUUAGCGUAACGUUUGAUAAGAAGCAGCCUCACAUGGCCCCUACUGGCGAUGCCCGAGAUUUUCUCAGCUAUGCUCCAUAUUGGUGGCCUGAAAACCCUCAGGAUCCCAACACAAGGUACAUUCGUAAAGAUGGCAAGCGAAACCCAGACAUUGGCCAUGUCAAGGAUCAGUUUCAAUUGGAGUCAGUGGCCGAGAACCUUCAGUUUCUAUGCUUGGGAUACUACUUUUUCAACAAUGAAAACUAUGCCAUUUACGCUGUAGCAUUGCUGGACACCUUCUUUGUAAAUGAAAAGACUCGCAUGAACCCCAACCUGAAUUACGCUCAAUUUGUCAGAGGCUCUCAGAACCAUUCACCAUUUGGACGUGGAGAAGGAGUCAUUAGCUCGCGUGUGUUAUCCCGUAUCGUGAACCUGUUACCGCUUUUAGAUGCAUUCCAUGGCUAUUAUGCAUUAAAGCAAUAUAUACACUCUUGGUUCGGCAGCUACUUGCAUUGGCUUCAGACCAGUCCUGUCGCUUUAGAAGCAGCAGCAGCCAGAAACAACAUUCAUACGUGGUAUAUUGUGCAAUUGGCGUCCAUUGAACAGUUCCUGAACCCGGUGUCGCCUCAGGUAUCCAAUGUCCUGUUCCGGUUCUUUAAUGAAUCGCUGCCAAAGCAGAUGAAUCCCAAGACGGGCAAUCAGCCAUACGAAUCAAAGCGAACAAAACCACUGCACUAUUUAGCCUUCAACUUGCAGGCUAUCGUCAUCUUGGCAGAGCUCGCCAAAGACGCCGGUCUGGAUAUGUAUCGCUCACAUGAAUUGACCCUGUUAGCCACCUACAUCGCCAACAAGUACGGAUCUGACGAGACGCAAGACAUUACAGAGGCAGUGCGAUGCAUCGAGAUCAUUUCCCAUGCCAUUCAAGACCAAAACGAGGUGUGUAGAUGCUUUGUCGAAAAAGCGUAUCAUUGCAAGUUUUCAGACAGGUUGGGUGGCCCUAAAAAUGCACUCUAUGUGCUGUGGUUCUAA